AGCGACUGUCUCUCUUCUCGAACCAUUCUUUGUGCCUCAAGUUACCAACAUGAAGGGAACCAUUUCCAAAGUCGGAGCGGCAGCGCUGCUUGCUACUACUAAUGCUCAGCUGUACCCCAACCAAAGCCCAUUCAGCCACACAUGUGAGAUCAAAGAGCCUCUUCUAUCCUGCCCUUCGCAAGACCCUUCGAAAGUUGAUUCCUGCUGCGUUGAGACCUUUGGCGGGCUAGUCCUAAGCACCCAAUUCUGGAAUACCUACACCGGCCGGGAAGCCCAAGGACAGUUCCAACCAAAAUCACAUUGGACCUUGCAUGGCCUAUGGCCAGAUUUCUGCAACGGAAGCUACACGCAAUACUGCGACUUGACGCGACAAUAUGACCCCAUCCCCUCACCCAACACGACCAACAGCCUGCCCAACGGAACCUUUGUGCCGCCCUACACCGGCCCUCCAAUCGACAGCUUCCUCGAACCCUUUGGCCGCUACGACCUCCUCGAGUACAUGAACACGUACUGGGUAGCGUGGGAGCAAGACAACGCGGGCUUCCACGGCCACGAGUUCAGCAAGCACGCGACCUGUUUCUCCACCUUCAAUAUGCCCUGCUAUGGACCGGCCUACCGCCAGCACGAGGAAGUCGUCGACUUCUUCGCCACGGCGAUAAAGUACUACAGGAAGCUUCCCACAUUCGAUUGGCUUGCCAACGCAGGCAUUGUACCUGAUAACUCGACGACAUACAGUUAUACGGCUAUCCGGGAUGUGCUGGCUGAGCAGCAUGGUGGGAUCCCUUUCUUGGGCUGCACUGGACCGCGGUUCAAUACUACAGCUGCGGGCAGGAACUCGACGGAUCGUGGUUUUACCGUGUUGAAUGAGGUGUGGUAUUAUGACCAUGUCUACGGUCGUCCCCAAGAAGCCAACACCAUCCCCGUUGACGCGUCGGCGAGUUACCUGACGAAUUGCGCGACUACCGCUGGUGCCAUUUUGUAUCCCGAGAGGAGUAAUGGGUCGGACAAGGUGCCUACGGUUCCUUUCUAG
Pyrenophora tritici-repentis Pt-1C-BFP is the source of this 1030-nucleotide messenger RNA. RefSeq names its product ribonuclease T2 precursor. Gene Ontology annotation, cellular component: extracellular region. Gene Ontology annotation, biological process: RNA catabolic process. Gene Ontology annotation, molecular function: RNA binding; ribonuclease T2 activity. Lineage: Eukaryota; Fungi; Ascomycota; Dothideomycetes; Pleosporales; Pleosporaceae. The record is from RefSeq and is a predicted model, not a curated record.